AUGUCACUGUCAAGCAGAAAUAAAAGUGGGGCCACGUUUACUCUCCUGGGCUUCUCCGAUUAUCCAGAGCUGCAAAUGCCACUCUGCUUGAUUUUUUUGGCCAUUUACAGUGUCACUGUUUUGGGGAAUAUUGGGAUGAUAGUGAUCAUCAAAAUUAACCCCAAGCUACACACCCCCAUGUACUUUUUUCUCAGCCACCUUUCAUUUGUGGAUUUCUGCUAUUCUUCCGUUGUUGCUCCUAAGAUGCUGCUCAACCUGGUCAUUAACGACAGGACCAUUUCAUUUUGGGAAUGCAUGCUGCAAUUCUUCUUCUUCUGCACCUUUGUGGUAACAGAAUCCUUUCUGUUGGCUGUGAUGGCUUAUGACCGCUUCGUAGCCAUUUGCAAUCCUCUCCUCUACACCAUUGCUAUGUCCCCAAAGCUCUGUGCCAUAUUAGUGAUUGGGUCGUACAUGUGGGGAAUAACAUGUUCCAUGAUACUGACAUGCUCAGCUUUAAAAUUAUCCUUCCAUAGUUUUAACACUGUCAAUCACUUCUUCUGUGAGUUCUCCUCACUUCUCUCCCUUUCUUGCUCUGACACUCACACCCACCAGCUGCUUCUGUUCAUUUUUGCCACCUUCAAUGAAGUCAGCACACUCCUCAUCAUCCUCACGUCUUAUGUGUUCAUCGUCGUGACCAUCCUCAAGAUGCAUUCAGCCAGUGGACGCCGCAAAGCCUUCUCCACCUGUGCCUCCCACCUGACUGCCAUCACCAUCUUCCAUGGUACCAUCCUCUUCCUCUACUGUGUGCCCAACUCCAAGAACUCCAGACAUACCGUCAAGGUGGCCUCUGUGUUUUACACGGUGGUGAUCCCCAUGUUGAAUCCUCUGAUCUACAGUCUGAGAAACAAGGAUGUCAAAGACACUGUCAGUAAGCUAAUGGACAUGAAAGUCUUUUCCCAUUGA
Messenger RNA from Ochotona princeps (American pika), 942 nucleotides. RefSeq names its product olfactory receptor 5D18. Gene Ontology annotation, cellular component: membrane. Gene Ontology annotation, biological process: sensory perception of smell; G protein-coupled receptor signaling pathway. Lineage: Eukaryota; Metazoa; Chordata; Mammalia; Lagomorpha; Ochotonidae. Bases 1 to 942 code for a protein of 313 amino acids. The transcript has a single exon. Gene Ontology annotation, molecular function: olfactory receptor activity; odorant binding; G protein-coupled receptor activity. The record is from RefSeq and is a predicted model, not a curated record.